CUGCACCUGGGCACUGCCUUUCACAAAUGAUGGAUUCCCAUUUUGCCCCUGAAGAUUAACUGAAUAUUGGUAGGUGGACUUGAGCAAGAUGGAGAACAACACAACCACCUUUCAGGAUGUCAGUCGGGUUGUAAAUCUGACAGAAAUGCCUCUGAACCCUCUUGAAGAACAAGUCAUAACGAUAUUUUUGACCAUGCUCAUUUGUGGAGUUGGGAUUGCUGGGAAUAUCAUGGUGGUGCUGGUUGUUCUGCGCACUAAACACAUGGUGACCCCGACUAACUGUUACCUUGUCAGCUUGGCUGUCGCAGACCUCAUUGUGCUCCUGGCUGCAGGCCUGCCUAAUAUCUCUGAUGUUGUAGCCUUCUGGAUAUAUGGCUACACAGGAUGCUUGUGUAUAACUUAUCUUCAGUACCUGGGCAUCAACGUGUCAUCCUGCUCCAUCACAGCGUUCACUAUUGAACGAUACAUUGCUAUUUGUCACUCCAUAAAGGCACAGUUCCUAUGUACUGUUUCCCGAGCCAAGAGAAUCAUAGCUGGAGUGUGGAUUUUUACCUCGCUCUACUGCACGAUGUGGUUCUUUUUAGUGGACACAGAUGAAACCGUCUAUACCAACGGGGUGGUCGUCACCUGUGGCUACCGUGUCUCCAGAAGCCUCUACAUGCCAAUUUAUUUCCUGGACUUCACUCUGUUUUACGUGAUCCCUCUCAUUGUGGCCACUGUGCUGUAUGGGCUCAUUGCCAGGAUUUUGUUCAUGAGCCCUCUGCCUUCGCAUCUCAACGACCGAGCCGGAGGCGGGUCAGUUCACCAGGGGCACUCCAGUACCACCAACAAGGCCAACAAGGGUGCAGUCUCUGCAAGAAAACAGAUAACAAAGAUGCUGGCUGUUGUGGUCAUCCUGUUCGCCCUGCUCUGGAUGCCUUACCGAACGCUAGUAGUGGUCAACUCCUUCAUUGACCCGCCGUACCACAACACCUGGUUCCUGCUCUUCUGCCGGAUGUGCAUCUACACCAACAGUGCCAUCAACCCCAUCAUUUAUAACCUCAUGUCUCAGAAGUUUCGUGUUGCAUUCAAAAAGCUCUGCAAGUGCCCCUGGGGCCACAGGGAGGCCGAGUACAAUGUGCCGAUGUAUUACAGUGUGAUGAAGAAUUCAACCCAUGAGUGCAAUGAACCGGUCACAGAGCAAGAAGAAGUCAGUUAUCACAUCACCCACAGGUCCAACAUGACAGAUGAUGAAGCUCUCAGCAUUUCUUCGUGAAUUUUCAUGGAGACAUGAAGCGUUUCAGUGAUUGUGCGUGUUUUAAGGGUCCAUUGUUACUGGCUGUGGGUGCAUGAUAAAUUAAUUAUGACAAUCUGUUAUUCUGAUGUUUAGGCUUCCUGUUAUUUGCACCUGUUACAAAAAUAACUACUGUGAAAUCAUUUUACGUGUGGUUUAAUAGUUGUGGUACUUUGUGAAACAGUAUUGUAACACCUAUGUUGUAAAUAUCAGUAGAGUCUGUUACCUAUGAUCUCAGUUACCUCGCCAAAGGAGGUUAUGUGAUUGAUUCAGUUUGUUUGAUUGCAUGAUUACUCAAAAUGUUAUAAAUGGAUUUGCAUUUUA
Messenger RNA from Oreochromis aureus, 1597 nucleotides. Its product is annotated as thyrotropin-releasing hormone receptor. Gene Ontology annotation, cellular component: membrane. The coding region runs from base 89 to 1255 and encodes 388 amino acids. Lineage: Eukaryota; Metazoa; Chordata; Actinopteri; Cichliformes; Cichlidae. Gene Ontology annotation, biological process: phospholipase C-activating G protein-coupled receptor signaling pathway. The record is from RefSeq and is a predicted model, not a curated record. The transcript has 3 exons. Gene Ontology annotation, molecular function: thyrotropin-releasing hormone receptor activity.